AUGGCCACCAGUGAGCAGGAGCCCGACGAAGGCAAUGACACACCCAAUCAGAAGGUCGAUGGCGCGCUCCACCUUGAAAACCGCACCCCGACCGACAAUCGACCUCAUUGGGCAGACCUAAUUGUCCCGAUGGUGUUCCAGCAGGGUGACAACAACCUUGACCCUUUCGACGACGAAAAGCCCAAUGCCACCACUGAUGCAAGUUCGCGCAAGAAGGUUCGCGGCCAGAUUGCUCAGUACGCCGAGACUGUGAGGAUCUUUCAGCACCGCACCUUCGUCCUCCUCGUCUUCGUCCUCGGCCGUCGGAUCCGCUUCACCCGCUGGGACCACUCCGGAGUCUCCCUCACUCCGUUGUUCGACUAUUUCGACGAGUGGCAGACGACAUGCAAAUUAUUUCACCGGAUCGCCUCCCUUGCCUGCUCAAGGGGCGGCGUAGGCGUCGGCUAUGACUCCUCAGCCACGCGUCUCUCUCAAGACGACGCUUUCUGGGAGGUCAUGACCUCCGUCAGCAGACCACAGACCACCGACGUGGACCACACUGAGCGGGAGCUAGCCGACGACGAGCUCGUCAAACAGGAUUUCGUCUUCAAGUACGUUCGAACGUUGUUCCACGACUCUCUCGAAAAAGGGCCUCGCUACGUGCUAGAAGUUCUGGACGCACCGGGAUCCAAGACCUUUCGUUACAUCCUCGUUGGGAGCCCGGUAUUUCAUGCGCCUGGAGUGGAUCGGUGCGGCACUCGUUGCUACGUUGGCUACGACACGACGACCAUGAGCUUCGUGUGGCUCAAGGACACCUGGCGCUCCGACUACCCCCUUUUGCUGAGAGAAGGCGAUACUCUUGCUGCGCUCCACGCUCAGGGCGUCCGGCGUAUACCGACGCUUGUUUGCCAUGGCGACGUCCGCAACCAGGUGACUCGGACACAAGACUUCUACAGCGACAGCGGCGAUGCUCUCAACUCCAAAUUCCCACCGCGAAAGCACAAGCACUAUCGUCUUUGCACCAGAGAGAUCGGCUUGACUCUGGAAAAGUUCCUCACUCCGCACCAACUUGUGGCAUCCAUAUAUGAUGCCGCUAAAGCGCACUCGAGUGCUAUCAAGGCGAACAUCCUCCAUCGGGAUAUCAGCGGCGGCAAUAUCAUCAUUGUUCCCCGCGUUAUUAACAACCACCGCUUCCGCCGUCUUGUCUGGGAAGGGAUGUUGAUCGACUGGGAGCUUGCGAAGAGGAUUGACAUGUUGCAUGUUCGCAGACAACUCUGGAGAACAGGCACGAUGCAGUCCAUGUCCGUUGCGAUGCUCUUGAGCAGCGGCAAGGUCUCAGAGGUCUCAGACGACCUUGAAUCCUUCUUCUAUGUCCUCCUCUAUUAUCUCGUUCGCUAUGUCCCCUCUUCUUUCGAAGAACCGGAGGCUGUCUUCCAUUGGCUAGAAGACUUCUUCGACAGCUAUGCGGUACAAGACAACAUCUACACUUGCGGUGCGGUCAAGAAGAACUCC
Epithele typhae is the source of this 1491-nucleotide messenger RNA. RefSeq lists its product as uncharacterized. The annotation marks the transcript as partial. Lineage: Eukaryota; Fungi; Basidiomycota; Agaricomycetes; Polyporales; Epitheliaceae. Gene Ontology annotation, biological process: protein phosphorylation. The transcript has 4 exons. Gene Ontology annotation, molecular function: protein kinase activity. The record is from RefSeq and is a predicted model, not a curated record.